Molecule: messenger RNA, 1422 nt
Organism: Capsicum annuum
Lineage: Eukaryota; Viridiplantae; Streptophyta; Magnoliopsida; Solanales; Solanaceae
Exons: 4
Coding region: 1-1422 (473 amino acids)
Source: RefSeq, a predicted model, not a curated record
AUGUCUCUGACGAUUUUAGCUUCUUCCAAGAUUGCUCAAUCCUGGAAAAAGAAAAUCUUGGUGGAAAGAAACGAUUCUCUAAGUACUUCAAUCACCUUAUCUGAUGGUAAAUCUACGUUCUUUUUUGCAAAUUCUGAAGAACAUAAUCAAAAUUCUGAGAAGGUUAUGGAGCCUAAGGAGACUGUUCCUUUUGAUGGUUUUCCUCCGGUUACCAAAACCCCAAAAAGGGUAACGUUUUUGGAGGCAUCUUUAAAUUCUGAAUCCCUUUCUGAUACUGUAACAAUGGAUUCUGACAUUUGCAAUGAUGAACCAUUGGUCUGUCCUGCAAUAGCCUCACUAGAUGCUGAUCCCUCUCUACCUCCAUAUAACCCUAAAAACAAUUUCCUUUCUCCAAGCAAACCCAAGCUAGAUGACUGCUACUUGUUUGAGUUACUGUCUGAGAACCUUUCAGACAUAGAUGGCAAAGAGGCGUUCACUGAAGCAACGGUUGAUCAAGAAGAGGAACCUGCAAUGCCUGUUGCUAAGCAAAUUGAUGAACCUACACUACCUGUUGCUGCUGAGGACAUAUCUGAGCCAAAAAUGAAAUCAAAAUCAAGAUCUUCAACAAUAUUGAGGUUUUUAUCUCUGAUGUUGGUACUUAUGAUUUCUUUCUUAUCAUUCUCAGUAACUGAUUCUCCUAUACUUGCUACCUCUGGGUCUAUUAUAGACUUAAGAUUCUCUAAUGUCAGUAUUCCAUCACCUAUUCCGGUAUUGGCUUUUCCAGUUUUAGCUAAGGCUAAUAGUUACUUUAAGCAAUUCUUGGGUGAAGUGGUUUCUUAUUUCUCAAAGUUUAUUAAUGACCUUGGCAGUACUGGUAGUGAGGAAUUGGAUAAAAAGUUCGAACCAAUUGAGUUAGUAGAGGAUGAAGAAUCUGAAACCGAGCCAGAUAAGGAAGAAUUUCAAAUGGAUGCUGAUUUAGAUGACGGUGGGGAAGUUGAAAUUGAAGGAGUGGAUGUGUUGGAGAUUGAAGAAGCUUCCACAAUUCAAUUAGCUGAGGGGAAUGAAUCUGAUAGUUCAGAAAGGGAUUUGGACCAAGGGCUUACAACUUCUAAUGUUGAGGUUGAGUUGGCUGAAUACCAAUCUUUCAUUGCUAAUAAUGCACUUGAGUCAAUGAUUGACAAUCCUGAAAGCAUUGUGAAAGAAAUUUCUGAUGUUGAAGAAGCCCAACCUUUGGAAAUAAUAGAGUCUCCAAUAAGACAUAAUGAAGAUAAUGUUGGUGCUUAUCAUAUCCUGGGAAUUUCCUCACUUGUACUGAGUCUACUUGUUGGUAUAGUUCUGUACUUGAAGAGAAGAAGUGAUAAGACUUUGCAUCCAGUAGCAGUCUCAAGUAAGAAAUUUGCCGCACACCAUGUUGUCAAAGAGAAGCAUUCCUCUCAAAAUUAG